This is a messenger RNA of Cololabis saira (Pacific saury), 832 nucleotides long. Its product is annotated as COX8 domain-containing protein. The transcript has 6 exons. Gene Ontology annotation, biological process: mitochondrial electron transport, cytochrome c to oxygen. Gene Ontology annotation, cellular component: mitochondrion. The coding region runs from base 1 to 579 and encodes 192 amino acids. The record is from RefSeq and is a predicted model, not a curated record. Lineage: Eukaryota; Metazoa; Chordata; Actinopteri; Beloniformes; Belonidae.
AUGGAAGAUGCUGUAGUCCAGAGUUCAUUAGCUUCGUGGAUUGGCUCGGUCACGGUGACGUGGGCCCACGGUCCCUCUCACUUCCGGACUGUCACCUGCACGUCUGCUCCGGCUUUCAUCCUCCAGCUCGUCACUCGUCGUUCCUCCGGCUCUGUUGUCCUGCAGAGAUCUAAUCAGCAGCUGGGGGAGCAGCUGAACAUCUGCUCACUUCCUGCAGCAGCUGAACCUGACCGGGGUCCUGCAGGCUUCAGCCUCAGUCGGAGGGAAGGACGGCAGGCGAAGGCACCAGACCAGAGCGGAGCACCAGCCCGUCAGAGCUGCUUCAGGAGUCAGUUGUGGAAGAUGGUGGGCUGUGUGAAGAGGAUGGUGGUGAACAUCUCCAGACUGACUCCUCCAAAGGACAUCCUGGUGGAAACCAAGAGGACCAUCUACAGCAAACCACCCCGGAACAAGAUCGGAGCCGCGCAAAGUUUCCUGGUCAUGUCGGUGUUUGCUGCAGCCAUGUUGGCCCCAGCAGCCUGGAUCCUCCAUCACCUGCCGGAGUACAGACAGAGAGCCCAGCAGCGUCCCCGGACCUGAUCCCCAUCCAAGCCUUCCAUCCUCCUCACUCGUACACCUGCAUGACCUUCAGUCACCUACACAUUUAAUCAUCCUCAUUCAUCUUUGAUGUAGAAAUACAUGUGACCUGUAAUCAAUCAAAUAUAAAGAGUUCAGUUUAGGUUUAGUUCACUGUAUUUGUGUCUUCCCUUAUCUUAACCUUUUUAGAAAAUAAAGUUUGGAACAGCUUGUCUUUAUCAGAUUCAAUGACAUCAUCAGGUAUUUAACUUGACGU